This is a messenger RNA of Cucurbita moschata (crookneck pumpkin), 3664 nucleotides long. RefSeq lists its product as uncharacterized. Bases 540 to 3455 code for a protein of 971 amino acids. NCBI's taxonomy places the organism in Eukaryota, Viridiplantae, Streptophyta, Magnoliopsida, Cucurbitales, Cucurbitaceae. The record is from RefSeq and is a predicted model, not a curated record. The transcript has 3 exons.
GCUGAAGGAUUGGAAUGUUUUGCUUUCUUUUGCGGGUUGGUUUUGGCUUGAGGUUGAUUGAUAAUAGUGACAUUCGCCAUUUCUCUUAUUUCUCUACAAAUAGCAAUGUUUGCUCACUGACUAUGUAAAUUAUUUCAGGUUUUUUGUCUUUAUCUGGAAGAAACUGCAGUCCUCUCUCUCCCUCUCUCUUUUCUCUUUUUUCUUUUCCUUUUCGUCAUGUAGAUUUUUGUUUACUUCGAUUUCUGAAGCUGCUAGACGUUGCUUGGAAUCAGUAGUUUGUGUAAGAGUUGGGGAAAUCUUUAGAUCUGUGAACUUUCCUGUUUUGACUUCAAUUCAUGUGCUCUAUUUUUGUUUAAAUCUUAAAAGAUUGCUCAAUGUGGUAAUAUAAGGGGUGAACUAGGGGAAAAUAUGACCAAUUUUUUGUUUGAUUAUCUAUAGGUAGAUGAGAGAGUUAGGUAUGCGAGGAUGCUGUUUCUGAUAAAUAAAUAUAAAAUAACUUGGGAACUGUGGAUGUUCACGUUUUCAGUGCUUGCUGUAGUAUGGGAUCCAGCUUGGAGCUCGGAAGGAGUUCAAGCCAUCGACAUAGCUCAAGGAUUGGGAAGGAGGUGGCCGUGUUGCCCCAAUCAAAACGGUGUCCAUGUCCAACAGGACAAGAGCAGUUAAAGAUGAAAGGUUCUGUUCGACCACGUACCGAUUUAUAUUUUGUGUCAACGAAGGGAACCAACAUUGCUCGGGAAAAAUCUUCUAUGUACUGGCAGGGCAAGAGCGUUGAAGGGAGUUCAAUUGGAGAAGACGAGCUUGUUAGGCAUAUGUCGAACCUGCCAGGUUAUCUCCUUCGUGCAGAGAGAGGUGAAAAUCUCCAAGGGAAGGCUUUGAAUGUUGGGGUUCUAGAUUGGACGCGACUCGAGAAUUGGAAACACAAACAGACGCGUUGUCCAACCAAAGGUAAAGAUGAUGCAGUGUGCAGUGGGAGUAAUUUAUCAUUAAAACAGACGACUGGACUGCCUACUUUCCCUCGUGUAACUCACAGUGAAAGAUCAGAUAAAUCACACUUUUCACUUCGGUCUGGUUUGAUCCCAUCACUUAAGGAGGAGCGUUCUCAUUGUGUCACCUCUGUCCGGAAUGCCAGUCGUUCCCUAGAUUUUGAUAGUGUUUCAAAGAGUUCAAUCAAGGGGGGGCAAAGAAUACAAAGGACUUGUACAUCAUCCUCAUCGGGGGGAAAUGAUUCAAACAUGGUGUAUGAAAGAGAAAGGACAAAGCGUUCUGAUCGGAAGAUGAGUUCAGAAAUGGUGGAUUUUUCCUCUCCCAUAAGACAUUCAGGAGUGUCACCUUGUCCUAAAAGUACACAUGUUUUGGGUGGCAAAACAAAUCAUAGGAAAGAGAAGCCCAUUGGAACAAAUAUCCAGAAAAAAUCAGACGAGAGGAUGGCUUUAGGAAUAGGAGAGAGACCAUCAAAAUCGACUUUUGAGACAUCAUCUGGUUUGAUGAACAAUAGUAUUGAGAAGCCCGUUGAGACAAAUAUCCAGAGAAAAGAAGCAAAUGAGAAAAUGGUUUUAGGAAGAGGAGAGAUGCCAUCAAAAUCGAGUUAUGACAUAUCACUUGCUUCGAAGGAUCAUAUUAAUGCUGAAAAUUAUGGAACAAAGAAGAGGGAGGGGAAGAAGUGCACAGAUGCUGAUCUCCCUUACAAUUAUUUCAAUUACCAGCAAGAUGUCAAUCCCCUACUUAAACCGAAGCCAAAGGAUUUAGACGAACGAUUUCUGCCCUUCAAUUCCAGAACAUCAUUUGAUGAGAACAUGACAGAUGUGAAUUCGUGUACUUAUUCAGAGAUAUUUUCUCCAGAGGAUAUUCUCUCGUCUGAAUGUGGUUCAGACAUUCCAUACUCAUGUCCGUUGCCUUCUUUAGCUGACGUUGAACCCAUGAGGGGCAGAAUGCAAGAUUCUAUGGUCUGUGAUACUAGUGCAGAACUUUCAUGUUCUUCAUCCCAAGUUCCCCCUUACUCAAAUCAGAAGCCAAGUUUAAGUCCUGGAGGUAAAAGAAUAGAAAAGGGGUCCCCAGUUAUUAAGCCUAACCUUUCCGACGACCUUGUUGAUACUCUUGAGAGAUCGGAUGAUAAAACCCCUGAUUCAGGAGCUAGAAAAGGUAGGCAUCCUUCACCAAUUCGACGUUUGAGCUUCAGCUUAGGACGGAUGGGGAGAAGUUUCAGUUUUAAGGAGAGCUCGACGGUACCACAGUUAAGUUCCGCGCACACUAUUCCAAAAUCUGGUCCAGUGAUUUCUGAAAAUGCUGGUUGCUCAGACAAUUCAGAUAGAAAGAAGGUAAAUGGACAUAACAGAACUAGGUCUAGCCCUUUAAGAAGACUGAUAGAGCCAAUACUGAAGCAUAAAUCCUCAAAUUCUCACCAUCCUAUUGAAGGAAACGUCAACUCAGUAAGCCUUUGGCCAACUGGUCUUGGCAGCACUCACCAAAAGAAGCAUAAUGAGUCCCCAAUGCAAGCCCUCUUACAGUUUACGAUGAAGAAUGGUUUUCCCUUGUUUAAAUUAUUGGUGGAUAACAACAGAAAUAUUCUUGCAGCCACUGCUAAAGAUUUAACCCCGUCUGGGAAGAAUGAAUCAGGGCAGAACUAUACAUUCUACCUAGUUAAUGAAAUAAAAAGAAAGACCGGUGGUUGGAUACGACCAGGGCAUAGAGAUAGAAGUUAUGGCUAUGCCUACAAUGUCAUUGGGCAGAUGAAAGUGAAUUCUGAUUGUAAAUCGACUGAACACAACAAUGGUAAAUAUAUAAUAAGAGAAUCUGUACUGUUUGGUGUUGAGAUGAGACCGGGAGAUCGUGAAUCAGCAAUCAUAGUGAAAAACAGAGAACUUGCAGCCAUUGUUCUAAAGAUUCCUACCGAAAACUCGAAACAUGAUGGGCGACAAAGUGGUAACGUUCUGAUAGAGAGCUGCAUGAAGUCUUUGUCUGAGGAUAAUGCUGUAAUAAUACUUCCGGGUGCUGUUCAUGGAUCACCAAGCAGCGGAGAGCCUUCGCCAUUGAUCAAUAGAUGGAGAUCUGGUGGAGUUUGUGACUGUGGUGGUUGGGACGUUGGCUGCAAACUGCGUAUACUUUCCAUUCCAGACAAACUAAUUACAUCCAAGGCGUGUCCGAUCACCAAAUGCCUCGAACUUCAUGUGCAGGGAGACGAAGAAGAUAAACCCGUGUUCAGUAUGACACCCUUAAAGGGAGGGUUCUUUGAAGUUCGUUUCGAUUCAUCGAUCUCUAUGUUACAGGCAUUUUUCAUCUGUGUUGCAGUUUUAAAUGGGCAGAAACCAGAAGAUCCCUCAGAAGCAAGCAAGUUUGCACCUGAGGAAAAAAUGAUGAAGUUUCCCAAUUCUACUGGAAUUGACACAGUCCGUGAAAAACAGCUUGCUAGCAUUAGAUAUGCCUCAAACCCGCCUCUCUCUCCCGUUGGAAGGGUAUAACUAGUCUGCUCUUUGUUACUACCAAGCAACUGAAGAUUCUUCCUUUGCAGUGGAGCUGAAUAUUGUCCCUUCUUUACCGUUCAUCCUCCAUUUUGAAUAGUCUGUAGUGCCUUGGACAAGCGACCAAGUAAUUUUGCGCUACCAUCCUUGUAUAAAGAAAAUAACAUCUGAGCAUAUAUAGAGUGGAGAUAUUAGACAUUGUUACACAA